CCGUUAGUAGCACUGAGUUUUCGGGCGAUAGGACUCUCCUUUGUUAGCUGGUUUCCCCGGUUUGAGUAGCGAGACCACCCUCCCCAGCUUCCACACGUCGGGUGUCAUUAGGGUGGUCAGAGACAAAUUGAGGACGCUCGUGAGAUAUCCUGCCUGACUGGUCCUAGGUUUUUGGGCAUCAGCAUGCCUCUUUCGUCGGGGCCGAUGGAUUUGGAGAUUUCGCCUUCCCGAUGACCCCCUAAACCUCUUCCCUGGAAAAAUCAAGCACCGCGCUGGUGUUUGGCAGUUUCCGCAUACGGCGGUUUACACGUCGCUUCGCUUUGUAUACCGAAGUAUGCAGUGUGAAAAGUCGGCUAAAAUAACUAUAUCAGGACUAUAUACAACUGGGUAACUUGUAACAGGAGGAAUGUAUGUAUUAAAUAUCUCGAGCUCAACAUCUUUUGACUAGAUAGCUAAGCCCUGACAUUCUAGGGUAAUAUCACUGCGGUCGAUGUCGCCUUCGAUAAUGUUGCAUCUGGCCCGGCUCAGCAGAUUCGAGCGAACGGUCAACUUCGUUUCCGAAAUCGCAUUAAUUGUUCGGUGCUCCGGGCUCAUAUCGUCAACUAUCUCGAUAUUAUCCUGGAGUCCGUUGAAAUUGAAUUUAAAUAGUUGUGCCGAUCUCGGGGGUACGUGAUACAGGGAGUGACGGAGUGAUGUGUGGAUGUAGUGUGUUAUUGCUGUACUACCCACUGGAUAGGAUGCAGCACGUUGGUGUUGGUUGUUGAUACAAGCGGGGGCAGAUUCCUAUAGCAUGGGGCAACAUACGCAACACACCACUCACGGGUGGUGCGCAGGCUAGAGCACGUCCGAAAAUGGCACCAGCUAGAGCAUGAGUUGCAUCUGACUGAGGUCGUGUUGCGACGCACUAUGGCCUGACAAACGGAUUUGGACCACUCCAUAUGGGUCUUAAGGUCUGAGCAGACCCUAAGAUGACUCCAACCAUUUUACUGGUUACAUCUAAUCAAUAUUACUUAUUGACCUAAAGGGGGUUAGGUCGGCGAAAGGGUGACAGCCCUUGGCCCUAUAAAAUACGGGUCAACUCCGGUGCGUAGAACCGCUGUGUAAAAGUUCAGAUUCAGUUAUGCCUGAAGAGAAACCUUACAAACCGGCUGCUGUCAAACCUAAGCCGGCAAAAUCGUGUGCCGACACUGCUACGCCAGCAACAGGGGAGCCAAUGGACAUUGAUCAAAGUAUUGAAAUUCCAGCCUCAAAAGCAACAGUUUUGCGUGGACAUGAGACCGAAGUAUUUAUUUGCGCUUGGAAUCCCAGUCGGAAUCUGUUGGCCAGUGGCUCUGGAGAUAGCACGGCACGUAUAUGGGAUAUGUCCGACGCAACCACUAGCCCUAAUCAAUUGGUUUUGCGUCAUUGUAUUCAAAAAGGAGGUGCCGAGGUGCUUAGCAACAAGGCUGUUACUUCACUGGAUUGGAAUUGUGAUGGUAAUUUGCUAGCUACUGGUAGCUACGAUGGCUAUGCACGCAUCUGGAAAACGGAUGGCUGUUUAACAUCCACACUGGGUCAUCACAAGGGAUCAAUAUUCGCUAUAAAAUGGAAUAAACGAGGUGAUUGUAUUCUCUCCGCUGGUGUCGAUAAGACCACAAUAAUUUGGGACGCUGCGACUGGACAUUGUGCUCAGCAAUUUUCUUUUCACAAUGCUCCCGCUCUUGAUGUAGACUGGCAAACAAAUGUAUCUUUUGCUUCAUGCAGUGCUGACCAGCGUAUACAUGUUUGUCGUCUUGGCUCGGAUGUACCCAUUAAAACAUUUAAAGGUCAUACUAAUGAGGUAAAUGCUAUAAAAUGGUGCCCUCAAGGACAUUUGUUAGCCUCUUGCUCUGACGAUAUGACACUAAAAAUUUGGACCAUGAAACAAGACAAAUGUUGUCAUGAUUUACAAGCGCACUCAAGGGAAAUAUAUACAAUUAAAUGGUCGCCCACUGGUCCGGGUACACAAAAUCCUAAUACAAAUCUUAUACUGGCAUCAGCUUCAUUUGAUUCAACAGUACGUUUGUGGGAUGUAGACCGUGGUAGUUGCAUGCAAACACUUUUGCAGCAUACAGAACCAGUUUAUUCGGUGGCCUUUAGUCCAGAUGGUAAAUAUUUAGCGUCAGGAAGUUUCGAUAAAUGUGUCCACAUUUGGAGUACUCAAUCUGGACAGCUGGUACAUAGCUAUAAAGGUACUGGAGGAAUUUUCGAAGUAUGUUGGAAUUCCAAAGGUACUAAAGUUGGUGCAAGCGCAGCUGAUGGAAGUGUUUUUGUGCUGGAUGUGAGAAAAAUGUAGAAAAUAAUGUAAUUUAUAUGUAUAUGCUUAUGAGCAGUGAAUUUUAGAAAAAAAGCUUUCCAAUAUUUUAUAUAUUAAAACGGUUGCAUUAAUAAUGCAAAAUGUUAGUUAUAAUUUAUAUUUACUUAAAAUCUUUCUUUAAAAUAAUUUUAAAAGUACAACUUGCAGUAUAUUUCUGUAGUUUUAUAAGAAAAAA
Ceratitis capitata (Mediterranean fruit fly) is the source of this 2510-nucleotide messenger RNA. Its product is annotated as F-box-like/WD repeat-containing protein ebi. Gene Ontology annotation, biological process: regulation of transcription by RNA polymerase II. NCBI's taxonomy places the organism in Eukaryota, Metazoa, Arthropoda, Insecta, Diptera, Tephritidae. Gene Ontology annotation, molecular function: transcription corepressor activity; protein binding. Bases 1121 to 2314 code for a protein of 397 amino acids. The record is from RefSeq and is a predicted model, not a curated record. The transcript has 4 exons. Gene Ontology annotation, cellular component: histone deacetylase complex.